UUCAAAUUGCAGCUUGUACAUGAAUCUGACCUCUAAAAAGAAGAACUGUGAGUUUGAUUCAUGCAGAAAUGGUCCUUGCUCUUCACUAGAACAAGCUGCUGAUGAAUGCAAGAAGGCUGGUUUCUGUAUUGACUGGAGACGACUGACUGAUGGAGGCUGUGAUGUGACAUGUCCAAAAGGAUUGGCUUACAGAGAAUGUCAUAACAAGCUGGAUGACUUCUGCAAUGGAGGGAGAAAAUAUCCAGGAGCCUCCCUCGAGAAAAACGAGGCAGGCUGUUUUUGUCCCAGCGGCCUCUUCAGGGCAGGAAAUCACUCUGACAUCUGUGUGUCUGACUGUGCCUAUUGUAAAGGACCACUCGGUGAGCCCAAACUGGUGUGUAUCUUUUUUUCUUAA
This is a messenger RNA of Perca fluviatilis (European perch), 394 nucleotides long. Its product is annotated as mucin-2-like. The transcript is spliced from 4 exons. Gene Ontology annotation, cellular component: extracellular matrix. Bases 20 to 394 code for a protein of 124 amino acids. The record is from RefSeq and is a predicted model, not a curated record. Lineage: Eukaryota; Metazoa; Chordata; Actinopteri; Perciformes; Percidae.